CUUCGGUUUUCACUGUCACAAGAAUCUACGGUUUUCGUUUUUCAAAUCGGGAGCCUAGAUUCAGGAACCUAAUGUUAUUGGCGGGACGUCGACUAACCGCACUACCACAACUACGCGAGGCUUUUCGAAAGGGUUUUGUGCUCGGCAUGGCUAGCUACAAGAUCAGCGAGGUGGACGGGGAUCUUUUCUCGGCACCCAAGACCCAUUCGUUGGCACAUUGCGUGGGCGCUGAUCUCGCCAUGGGAGCAGGAAUCGCUGUGCAGUUCAAGAAGAUCUAUGGCAAGGUGGAUGAGCUAAGGGCCCAGAAUGCGGCCAGUGGAGAAGUGGCGGUACUCAAGGAUGAAGACCGGUACAUCUACUAUCUGGUGACCAAGCCUCAGAGCUGGGGCAAGCCCACCUACGAAUCUCUACAGGCAUCUUUGGAGCAGAUGCGCGACCAUAUGCGCGAAAAUGAGGUGGAUAAGCUGGCCAUUCCAAAGAUCGGCUGCGGCAUCGAUGGCCUGGAGUGGGACAGGGUCAGCAAAUUGCUGGAGUACGUCUUUGGCCAGGAGGACCUGGAGAUUGUGGUGUACAACUUUGUGCCGCCACAGGGGCAAUAACUCAUUGAAUAGGUUCAUUUGUGUCAUCUUACUUUCGAACUUCUGCAUAAUUAAAUACUACUAGUUCCACUGCA
Drosophila kikkawai is the source of this 673-nucleotide messenger RNA. It is a transcript of the gene Targ1, whose product is annotated as Terminal ADP-ribose protein glycohydrolase 1. NCBI's taxonomy places the organism in Eukaryota, Metazoa, Arthropoda, Insecta, Diptera, Drosophilidae. The record is from RefSeq and is a predicted model, not a curated record. Gene Ontology annotation, biological process: peptidyl-glutamate ADP-deribosylation.